Amphibalanus amphitrite is the source of this 3774-nucleotide messenger RNA. RefSeq lists its product as uncharacterized. Gene Ontology annotation, molecular function: RNA polymerase II cis-regulatory region sequence-specific DNA binding; DNA-binding transcription factor activity, RNA polymerase II-specific. The transcript has 5 exons. The record is from RefSeq and is a predicted model, not a curated record. Lineage: Eukaryota; Metazoa; Arthropoda; Thecostraca; Balanomorpha; Balanidae. The coding region runs from base 106 to 2511 and encodes 801 amino acids. Gene Ontology annotation, biological process: regulation of transcription by RNA polymerase II; epidermal cell differentiation. Gene Ontology annotation, cellular component: nucleus.
CGGCCCACCAGCCAGUCCCCUGUCGACGCCGAGAGCGAGCGGACGCGCCGUGCUGUGCAGGUCAGAGAUUUGAGCAUGAGCCCACCCUAGUGACUGGACGACAAGAUGCCGAAAAUAUUCUUACUUCGCGAGAAGUUGAGCAGCAACUUCGACGCGCUGCUUGGCCACCCGAAGGGCCAGCACGAGGAGGGUCUGUCGCGUCGGUACGGAGACGAUGAGUCGGACGGAGAGGAUGAACUUGAGGAGGUGUUCACGAGGCCGCAGCGGCUGCCGCGGCCGCGCCGGGACAGCCUCAGAGAGGAGCCGGCAAAGACAGCCGAGCAGAAGACAGAGUCCGUCUCUGCAGACACAGCACCAGACUCGGACGCCAGCGGCCCCGGUCCGCAGUUCGGCUGGCCGCUGAAGGGCUGGCCUCGGCCGGCGGCGGGCACCUCCGCCCAGGAGCAGCAGCGCCGCCGUCAGGCCGCCGACAAUGUGGAUGCCGUCAGCCGGCGCCUGCAGGAGGCGCGCGUCGCCGACGACACCGACGAACCGGAGCUGGUGCGCGCCGCCGACGAGCGCGAGCUCUCCGAGGAGCCCGAGGAGGCGUGCCGAGCCGCCGCCGAGCCGGCGAGCGACGAGCCGCCGGCGUCCGCGGAGCCGCCGGCCGGCAGCGCCAUCGACCUCUCGGUGGGCGCCAACCCGCUCAGCUGCUUCCCGUCGCUGGCGGCGCCGCGCCGCGGCCGCCUCUCGGUCAUCGCACACACGCCGACGCUGCCCAAGAAGCGGCCGUUCUACCGACGCGACCUGCUCAGCGCGCGCGUCCACAUCGACUCGCCACCGCCGCAGAAGCGGCCCAUGAAUCUGCGCGUGCCGCGCAAUGGCUGCGCGCCCAUGCAGACGCCGCUCGGCUCCGGUAGUAACCCGCUGUCUCCCACCCCGGGCUCACCAUACCGGGGCGGGGGCGGCGGCGGCGGCGGGGGAGGUGGGCCCGGAGACCAGGGCUCCCCCAACGACAACCACAUGAACAACCGAAACGGAAACAACAACAGCGGAAACCACAAUCACAACAACGGAAACAACGACAACAAUGGCGGCAACAACGGCAACAACAACAAUAAUAACAACAACAACGGAGGAGGAAACAACGGAAGUCUGUUCGGUGGGCCCGGCGCGGGAGGUCUGAUCGGUCUGCUCGGCUGCAAGACCGAACAGCCGGACGAUUCAUACGAGACCGGCCGCCAUUCUCCCAAACAGUAUCAGACCCUACAAUCAGCCGACAUGGACACGUAUCUGGGUAGCUACGUGGACUUACAAGUAGAAGGCUGCAAGCCGCCUCCUCAGCCCCCUCCAGCUCAGUCUUGGAGCGUGCACUCCACCAGCGGGCCUCUGCCUCGCCACGCGCCGCUGCCCUUCAACCUCAGCAGCACCGAUCCGUUCGGACUCGGCGACUCGUACGAGCUGGAUGUCGAGCUGUUCGCCGACACCAAGCCGGUGAUCGGCGGCGGAGCUGGCGGCACUGCCGGCCUCCUGGCCGACUCCCCGGACCUGUUCGGUCUGGAGCACCUCCUCCAGCCGGGCUCGGGGGCGGCCGGCGCGCCCCAGGCCGAGCUCUCUCACCAGACGGUGGUGGACGCGCUCGGUGACGCCGCCACCCUGCCAGCUCUCUCCGAGCCGGUGGUGUCCUCGUGUCUGGCCGAUGCCGUGUACGACGGCCGGUUCCUGGUGACAGGCCCGGCCGUGCCGGCGCUGCCGACGCCCGUGCCGUCGGCUCAGCUGGCCGUCCAGCCGCCACAGCUUCCCGAGUCGUCGACGGCGGCGUCUCCGGGCUCUCCGUGCGCGCCGGGCGGCCGGUGCUCGCCCACCUCUCCCGGCUCGUCCACCGGAGACGGCAACAUCGGCGAGGGUAUGCCAGCGCUGGACAUCCGGAUCAGCAUACUGCAGCAGCGGAUGGGCCUGCCCGACUCGCACAGUUUCGAGUUCGUCAACGGCGGGCAUGGCAUCAAGAAUCCCCUAAUCAACGAGCGAGACCUCGAGGUCGAGAAGCUGCCACCUAUCAUUGUGGAGGAUGACCCGAAAACCUACAUGUGCCGGCUCUGCUCCAAGAAGUUCACCCUGCAGCGCCUGCUGAACCGGCACAUGAAGUGCCACUCGGACGUCAAACGCUACCUCUGCACCUUCUGCGGCAAGGGCUUCAACGACACCUUCGACCUGAAGCGACACACGCGUACUCACACCGGUGUGCGGCCGUACCGGUGCGUCAUGUGCGAGAAGUCGUUCACCCAGCGGUGCUCCCUCGAGUCGCACUGCCUCAAAGUGCACGGCGUCCAGCACAACUACAACUACAAGGAGAGACGCAACAAGGUCUACGUCUGCGAGGAGUGCGGCAACACCACCAUCGAGCCCGAGGCGCACUACUUCCACCUCAAGGACAACCAUCCCAACAGCCCGGCGCUGCUCAAGUUCUACGACAAGCGCCACUUCAAGUUCCACAGCAACUUCGCCUCGAUGCUACUGCAGGCGCGGACGUAGUUCCGGUCGUCGCCACCAGGGGCGCUGUGCACGCCCCGUGCCUGCUGCUACUGAGGAGCCGACAGACGGAAAGAUCCACAGACAGACGGACUGACAGACAGACUGAAAGACUGGCAGCCGUUCUCCCAGCGGGAAGACGGCGCCGACUACCGCGGGCUCGACGGGCUGGCAAUAUCUGCACAUACAAUUGGCUGUUUUAUAUCUAUUUAGGUGUCAGGUGUGGCCGCGCAGGCGGUAUGUUAGGCACCUGGACAGAGGCAUUGUUUGUGUUUGUAUCUGUUUGUAAGCGGCAUUCAGUGUAUUUUUUCGUGCGCGUGCGUUGGUGGUUUGUGCGUCUGGGCGCGAGUGUGCUCCCUGGAGGGGCGACGGCGGCAGUGGCUCGCUGGACGAAACCAAACGCCUCUCGGGUUGUGCGCGGCGGCCGGAGCGAGACACGGUCGCGGAGACACCGACCACCGCUGGACUGGGCAUUUCUCGGCGGCUGGAGGGACGCAGCGCGAGCGAGCGGUGCCGGCCGUACUGCGUAACCGCUGUAUGUAGCUAGCUGUAGUGAGUGAGCGGAGUGCCGCUGCGAGCGGCAGAGUGAGCGGUUUGCUCGCCCGGCCGGCCGGCAGAGUACCGCCUCGGUGGCCGGCCGCGACGGCGGCGUUCACGGGUUGCCAUGACAACUGGCGCACCGCGGUGUCGCCGCGACCGCCACCACGCCCAGCUCUCUAGACAGGCACUAUCGGUGGCUGGUUAGGGGGCCGCCGGACGCGGGAGUCGCCCCGGCGGCCCAGCAGUCUCACAAUGAAGGGCGUGGCGGCCUCUCGGCGGCACCGGCCCGCCGCGCCGGCCGGCACACCGAUGCGACCUGCCCGCCGACCAGGGCGACACCUGGAGAAGACCGCCAGAGACCGGAGCGACAUCUGGACAAGGCGGACGGGAUAUGACGGGCAUACUGUCGGCGUGAGAAGCGAGUCAGUGUUAACCAGCCAAAUCUGGGCAUUCGAGUGUUGCUGGUCAUUUGUGCAGUGUGUCUGAGUGUGGUGCGCGUUGUUGGCAGUUAUUUUACUGAGCCUGCCUCCUGGGCGUUACUGGGUUGUACUUGGCUCCGCUGUUGUACCUACACUCGUCCUCAUGACUAAGCGCUGGAGGCGCAGGUCCUCCAGUACAAAGGCAGGUGUGUGCGCCGCCCCUUCCCCCGCCUCGCGGUAUUGUGCCGCGACUGGCCACUGUUGUUCUACGCAUGUUCAGCAAAUACAUUUAUUAGCGUUACUGAAA